This is a messenger RNA of Cicer arietinum (chickpea), 1954 nucleotides long. The record is from RefSeq and is a predicted model, not a curated record. NCBI's taxonomy places the organism in Eukaryota, Viridiplantae, Streptophyta, Magnoliopsida, Fabales, Fabaceae.
GCCUAAACCCUCACAAAGGAUGGAGUUUGUGGCGGCCUGGACCCUCACAAAGGGUGAACUUUUUAAAAUCAGUCUGUCAUUUGUGGCAGCCUGUGCCCUAACAAAGGCAGUAUUUUGUGGCUGCAAAGGCCAUCACAAAGGCAUACAUUUUGUGGCUGCAAAGGCCCUAAAAAAUGACAACGUAUUUUUCAAACUUUGUGGCUGCAAAGGCCCUCACAAAUGUUUGUGACCAACUUAUUUGUGGCUGCCUAAGGCUGCCACAAAUAGCCCCUUUGUGGUUGUUUUUUUACCCUUUGUGAGGGCUUUUGGCCCUAAAAAAUUCCUUGUUUUCUUGUAGUGGUAGUCCGGUUGACAGGUCUGUCCUAAGGACAUAUGGGGAUCAUGUUGCGACACGACUAUGAGACGGUGUGGUAAAUUUUUGAAUCAAAUUAAAUUUUUAAUAGUUGCUUAAUGUGUUUUAACUUAUAUUUGUUCCGUUAAUUUAUUUCAAGAUUGCGGAGAGUUAAGGAUUUUUAACAACGGCAAAAAAUUAAAAGAAGCUGUCAUUGAAAAUCAAGAGGUUGAGGAACUUGUUAAAAGUUCUGGUUUAUAUACGUUGCUAAAAUGCAGCUACGAGAUGAUCGACAAAUGUCUAAUUUCUAUCUUUGUCGAGAGAUGGCAUCGCGACACCAACAAAUUUCAUCUUCCAAUUGGGGAGAUGACCAUUACUCUGGAUGAUGUCUCUUUGCUGCUGCAUAUACCAAUCACUGGUGCAUUCUUCAAUGUUAAUAUACUUAACAAGGAUGACGCUGCAGAAUUAUUGGGUGAGCUUCUUGGGGUUAGUAUGACUGCUGCAUAUGCUGAGUUUAACUUAACGCGAACAACCGAUGUUCGGUAUAGUUGGUUGCUUGACGUAUACCAUCAGCGAUGUGCUGAUCAGCAUUGACAAAUGGCUGCGAGGGCAUUUCUUUUAUUUUUGGUGGGUUGCACCUUGUUCAACGACAAGAGUGCUUUCGCGGUGAGUGUUGCCUACCUUGUAUGCUUUAGAGACCUCAACUCAUGCGGGCGAUAUGCAUGGGGUGCUGCUGCACUUGCUUUCCUAUACGACAAUCUUCGAGAAGUGAGCAUGCAUCAGACUAGAACGGUAUCAGGGUAUCUGACACUAUUACAGGCGUGGGUGUAUGAGCAUUUUCCAGCAUUAUGUGCAAAUUCUAUCUCAGAUUUAUGUUGAGGACUAUCCUAGAGCACUUAAAUGGAAGCCAAAACAAGAUAAAGGUUUGGUUAUUCCAUUUAGGAAAGCACUCGACGAGAUUGAUGACAUAUGUUGGACACCCUACAAUGAGCAUAAACCGAAGCGACCAUUUGAGGUUGUUUCAUUAUUCAGAGGGUGGAUACAUUGGGGUUCCAAGAUGUAUGCUCACUUGCCAUAUAGGGUAUUGCGUCAAUAUGAACAUGUCCAAAACAUCCCUACUUCACCUUUGGAGAUAGUAGGUCAGACGACCACACCAGAGGAAAUGGGCAUAAUGUUUACGCAAUACGUUGUACAUGUAGUUGACGCUGGAGCAGUUGUAUACAGACCUGCAGACUGCGCGAAUGAGUACAUGGACUGGUUUCGUCGGAUUUCUCAUCCAUAUAUCAUUCGUAGAGAACCGGUCUAUGUAGCUCAUUCGAUUGCAGAACCUGCCGAUGGUGAUCAUGAUCCAAUUCAAACAACGCGUCGAGCAAUACAAAUUGCAGAGGAGCUUCUUGGUCGACAGUUGGUAUAACCUGAUGGCAUCACACUCGUGAAUGAACUAAUUUUGGUGUUGCGAUCUCAGAGAGAUGGUUGUAGAGAUUGGACCAACGUAGUGCCAUAUCGUAGGAGACAUAAAGAGACUUAGGAUUUGGAUUUGUAUUUUGGAUAUAUAUUUUGGACAUCAUUUUGGAUAUAUAUAUAUUGAAUAUCUAUUUUGGAUUUCGACAAUAUUAAACAACU